AUGGCUGUUCAAAUCACAGGAGGGUUUCAGGGUUUGAACCCAUAUGCCCCCGAGUUCUUCCCUAACCAAAACCUAUUCUCACUCUCUGGUUCAAUAAUCCCCUCCUACUUUUACCCCCAACCGCCUCUGGUAAACCCUAACCAAUAUUCCUCCUUCUACUUCUCUUACUUUCAUCAAACAAACACCACCACCUUUGAUACUAACUUUACCUCCUCCGAUACUAAUUACUCUUUCAACCCACUUUUCCCUACCCAAAGUACCCAACAAGCCCCUCUCAACUUUCUGCAACCAUCAACUGAGCCAACUCUUACCCUACCUCAUGAAGAGCAUGGCCUCCGUGGGGUCCAGAACCAAGAGGCCAAGACAGUGUCUCGUUCACCAAGGCCAAGGGCGGUCAAGGGGUAUUAUAGGAAUAAAAAGCGGUGCUCUUUUGGUCAUGGAGGUCUAGGGAGCAGUUUUAAUGAAAGCAGAAGGGGUACUUAUUGUAAGUGUGAGAAGGAAAGGGAAGUGAGGCCAAGGUUGGGGUUUGUCAAUAGUUAUGAUAAAGGUUUUGAUAAUUGGAAAAGUAAUGGCAUGGGAAAUAAUUGGCUUGGGCCCAACAAGGUGAGGAGCAAACAAUUCUCGGAUGUGUUGCCUGUGGUACGUGGUGGAGACAAUACCACUGUUAUGAUCAGGAACAUUCCCAACAAGUACAAUCGUGAUCUGCUUAUGGCUUUUCUGGACACUCAUUGCGCCAUGGAGAAUAAAAAAUAUGAGAAACUUGGCAGAGAAGGAGGAGGAGAUAACUCGACGCUAAUAUCUGCUUAUGACUUCUUGUAUCUACCAAUAGACUUCCAGACCGGGUUCAACAAAGGGUAUGCAUUUGUGAACUUCACGAGCCCAGAGGCAGUCUGGAAGUUUUACAAAGCGGCUCACAGCCAAGCAUGGGAGCUCUUCCACUCUACUAAGAUACGUCAAAUUGCCUAUGCCAAAAUCCAGGGGAAGAAGGGGCUGGUAAGGCAUUUUGAGACGAUGGGGUUUCCAUGUGAAUCAGAAGAUGUGUUGCCUCUAUCUUUCGAGCCACCUCGAGACGGUCUCAGGAGGCAGGUUCUGCGCACGACCGUAGGCAAGCUCAUUUUCCGCAAAGAAGAAAAAUCUCAGUAG
Messenger RNA from Prunus persica (peach), 1143 nucleotides. RefSeq names its product protein MEI2-like 5. The transcript is spliced from 4 exons. The coding region runs from base 1 to 1143 and encodes 380 amino acids. Gene Ontology annotation, molecular function: nucleic acid binding. The record is from RefSeq and is a predicted model, not a curated record. Lineage: Eukaryota; Viridiplantae; Streptophyta; Magnoliopsida; Rosales; Rosaceae.